UGAAAACUUUUUACUUAAGCCUGCUUGUUUCGUAAUUUCAAGUUCUUUUUUGUAACUUAAAAUUUAUAACGAAAUGCCAAAUGCUGUUUUACUUUAUCAAAACCGUGUUCGUAUUGGAUCGGUGUUUAUAGGAAUAGUAACUUUUAUUUGUAUAGUUACUUCAACUAGUGUACCAGUGUGGAAAAUAAGUAAAACUUUUUUUGUUGUUGAAACUUCUGGGUUGUGGCAGUUCUGUAAUAAAGUAAGCAAAGAUUGCACAUCGUUUGGAAAUGUUGAAGGUUUCAUGAAGGCUUGUCAAGCCUUUGGUGUCAUUGCAACUUUGCUAAGCUUUUUAACAGUUUUGGUAGUUUGGUGUCAGUGGUUUUCAUCUAAAGUCAACACAGUUGCUAUAUUAUACGUUAGUUCAGGAGUAUGCAUGGCUGUCUCAUUAUCGAUUUAUGCAUCGAAGUAUAAAGACAUAGAAUAUGGUUGGGCGUAUAUUGUUGGUUGGUGUGGUGUAGCUUGUGCAUUUAUUGGAUUUUUUAUGAAAUUAUUGUUAUGAGUUU
This is a messenger RNA of Hydra vulgaris (swiftwater hydra), 545 nucleotides long. RefSeq names its product epithelial membrane protein 2. Gene Ontology annotation, cellular component: plasma membrane. NCBI's taxonomy places the organism in Eukaryota, Metazoa, Cnidaria, Hydrozoa, Anthoathecata, Hydridae. The record is from RefSeq and is a predicted model, not a curated record.